Molecule: messenger RNA, 253 nt
Organism: Funneliformis geosporum
Lineage: Eukaryota; Fungi; Glomeromycota; Glomeromycetes; Glomerales; Glomeraceae
Source: the annotation of a GenBank genome assembly
GUUAUACUUGCAAAAUCAAGGUGUAAAUUUAGCAGAUAAUGCAGGUGGUCCACUAACUGGAAAAGAAUUCAAUGAGGAGAUUACUACAAAGAUAAAUUGGGAGUUAACUAACUUGACUGAUAGUACAGGACAAGUCAAUUUGGUUGCAAUAAAUAGAUAUACAGCUCUUCAGAUAGGUGCUAAUGGAUUAAAUAAGGCUGCUGAACAAUCUGAAAAUGCAAUAGUCAAAUUAAGAGUUGUAGAAGAUCCUUGA